Pungitius pungitius (ninespine stickleback) is the source of this 1873-nucleotide messenger RNA. RefSeq names its product secretory carrier membrane protein 4 (gene scamp4). Gene Ontology annotation, biological process: protein transport. The transcript has 6 exons. Gene Ontology annotation, cellular component: recycling endosome membrane; trans-Golgi network membrane. NCBI's taxonomy places the organism in Eukaryota, Metazoa, Chordata, Actinopteri, Perciformes, Gasterosteidae. The record is from RefSeq and is a predicted model, not a curated record. The coding region runs from base 411 to 1154 and encodes 247 amino acids.
CUCAGAAAAAGCAUAUCGUAAAAUAAUUUCCGGAAUCCUGCAGUUGUCGUCGACAACGUAGAGAGAAAGACGCCACACUCUGGUAAUAUGAACGUUUCUAUUUGUAGUCACGCUGGUGUAGAAGCAUUUUAACUCUAUCACUGUAUACAUAAAUAAUAGUACUGAGUUGUCUAAAAACGUGCUUUGACGUUGGCUAACGUUAAAUACUGUAUCACCAUAGACAAUGUAAACGCAUGUAAACUUUACAUUUACUUAAACAACUAUAGUAUAUUAUCACCAUCGAACUUGUUAACUACACACAUGUACAUUUUUAAAGUAAUCUGGAUCAUUUAAUGAGUUCCUGUGAGCAUUAGUUACCAGUUAAUUAGAACCAUCAUGUAACGGUAAUUACUUGUGUUAACUUGUUUUUUAUGUCUUCCUGCUUUCUAGGGAGAGAUUGGAAAUUUAAGAUGGGAGAUCGGGUGAAUAACUUCCCUCCAUUGCCUCCGUUCAUGAGAAUAAAGUCCUGUUUUUACCAGAACAUCGAAGAGGAGAUUCCUGAACUUUACCAGCAGUUAGUGAAAAGAAUCUACACCCUUUGGAUGAUGUAUUCAGGCACGCUGUGUUUGAAUGUGAUCUCAUGUGUUGCCUGGUGGGCUGGAGGGGGAGGUGCGGCCAACUUUGGCUUCUCCCUCCUUUGGUUGAUCCUCUUCAGUCCGUGUAGUUACACCUGCUGGUUCAGACCCCUCUACAAAGCCUUCAGAGCCGACAGCUCGUUCAACUUCAUGGCCUUCUUCUUCAUCUUCUUCCUCCAGUGUCUCUUAGCCUUCAUCCAGACUAUUGGAAUACCUGGAUGGGGAACAAGCGGCUGGAUUGCCACUGUGACGUUUUUCAGCUACAAUGUGGGCUCAGCUAUUGUGAUGCUUAUCACCACUCUGCUCUUCACUGUGGUCACUGCUCUAAUGGCCCUAACCCUCAUCAAGGUGCACAGGAUGUACCGUGGCGGCGGCGGCAGCAUGAAGCGCGCUCAGGAGGAGUGGAGCACCGGCCUGUGGAAGAGUGCCCCGGUGAGAGAGGCGGGCUUCAAUGCUGUCACCCAGACAGCCCAAGGUCCCAGUUUGCCCCAGUACCCGGCCGCAGUGCCCAGUUACCCCGACAACAGCCACUGGGGGUAACUGGGAGUCGUGUCUAGAGACACACAGCUCUAUUUCAUCUCAGCCUCGUGUGACCAAAGGUUGUAUCUUCAAACAAUGCCAUUCCAUUUCAAGUUCUAUUUAGAUGUAGGUUAUUUAAAUGAAUGAGAGACACUUUUAUGCUCAAAAUAGUUUCAAAGAUGCAAUUGGGUAUGAGUGGGGCGAGUGCCUUAUGGAACUUUGAUAGUUUCAUCAUACUAGGACUGUUACUGUGCCAAACAUCCACCCUCAUCCCUUUUAUAACAAUUGGGCCCCAGAGAACCAUCAGAAUUCUGUUGGGUGUAUUAUUCUCUUUAUUUUUGAUACUCAGUGUCACCUGCUCUGGCUGUAAUUUCUUGAAAUGCGCCUUAAUAUUGCCUGAUAUCUUUAAAAUGUCUUGCAUGACUUUUGCCUUAAAAGGCCUUUUUGUUGAAGUGGACUUGUGCUUUCAGUGAAACCGCAAUCACUGAUUCACCAAAUCUCUUCUCUGCUAGUGUCAUUAAAAGAAGUAGUUGUGUUCUUAGUUUCUGUGUUUAGGGUCAAAGUUUACGCGGAUGUUACAGAAUGGUUUAUGUUUUUGUCACAAGGACUGAUCAGGAUUCUCAGGUUUACACUGAACAGAAUCCGUGGUGAAAUGUGUGUUUUUAAUAGUCUGGUACUUAUGUAUUUAGUGCGGACUGAUUUACUGUCAUUCCAACAAACACCAGUAAAGAUUAAAUGAA